GCUCACACAGCCAUAGUCCACACUGUAGUACUGCAUCUGGUUAUGUCCAUGGGAAUAGUUUAAGCAUUCCAAAUCAACCUAUUCUGUUGACCUGUAAACAGGUCCUGGAUCAGGUUCUUGGCACUUUUGGAACUACUACUGCAGAUCUUUCGUAGGUGUGCAGUUAUUUUCUACAAGGGAUUUCUGUGAAAAAGAAGGAAAAUAGAAAGAAUCCGAAGUCAUGGAGGGUGGCAGCUCACUCAUUCCUCAAGCAAACAGUAAGGCAUCGGAGUUGGAAAUGCUGCAGAAGCAGCAUGAGGAGAAGACAAUGAAGAUUCAAGAGCUGAAGAGACAAAUUGAAUCAGUGAAGCUCCGUUUGGAGAAGAGAAAGAAGGAAAUACCCGAGGAGAAAAUGGAAGCGUUCAAGGUCUUGAGUGAGAAAUAUAACAGUCUGAGAGAUGAAUACAAUGCACUGCUGGCCGAGAAGUUGGGGAAAAAUGAGUAAACGGACAUCGCUACUACUCCAGUACUAGUUUUACAUCUUUGUAAAAAAAAUGUCUAACUUGAAUGCAUUUCUUUUCAAUGCUACAAUGUUACCAUUCGUCUUGGGCUAGAUUGAUAUGUAGUUAAUUCCGGUUUCUCUCA
Molecule: messenger RNA, 624 nt
Organism: Vitis riparia (riverbank grape)
Lineage: Eukaryota; Viridiplantae; Streptophyta; Magnoliopsida; Vitales; Vitaceae
Product: uveal autoantigen with coiled-coil domains and ankyrin repeats-like
Exons: 3
Coding region: 221-484 (87 amino acids)
Source: RefSeq, a predicted model, not a curated record